This is a messenger RNA of Lepidothrix coronata (blue-crowned manakin), 1845 nucleotides long. Its product is annotated as deoxycytidine kinase-like. The record is from RefSeq and is a predicted model, not a curated record. Lineage: Eukaryota; Metazoa; Chordata; Aves; Passeriformes; Pipridae. Gene Ontology annotation, biological process: nucleobase-containing compound metabolic process. Bases 779 to 1576 code for a protein of 265 amino acids. The transcript has 7 exons. Gene Ontology annotation, molecular function: deoxyguanosine kinase activity; ATP binding. Gene Ontology annotation, cellular component: mitochondrion; cytoplasm.
AAAGAAAGGAAAAGUUUACUCCCUCCCGUCUCCUCCAAACACACCAGACCUGGCUAGAUUUCACCCUGAAUCUCGUAGUUAGAGGCAGGAGUUACAGGAGUAACUCACCAUCUAAGAAUCCUCCAUGCCCUCUCCUUCCACUGGAAAGGACAAGCAGCUCGUGUUUCAGCUUGCCCACGCAGGGGGGGUAGGGGACCCGUGCCCAGAGGUGAGCAGGCUCCAUAAAGCCCCUGACACAGGUUAUUUGGAGCCCAGAAGCUGCUCAGAGCUGCAUCUAGAUGAACAUCAUUCAUCCAUGCGUGUUUCUUCUCCAGUCAGUACCAAAAAGGACUGCAAACCUACACGGCCUCAUCUCUCAUCUAAGUCCUUGAGGUGUUUACUUUAAAAACACCAAUCUGGACCACUAACAACUACCGAACUGCCGCAGCUGGAGGAUUUUUGAAAAAUGAAAAAAAACAAACCAAAACAAAAACACCCCGCAUACUCAGGAUACUUCUGUAAAUCGAGCACACGGCGCAGUCGUUUGCACUAAUGCAAAUAUGCUCAGUGAGUGGAACCGCGUUAGUCACUUCCCGCACAAAGCUGCCCUGCCCCAUUUCAGCCGCCAAACGCCCAUUUCGGAAUCCCGCGGCGGCAGGAGCGGGGUACAAGGGGCGGCGGGAGGGGGCAGCGCCUCCGCCUCUUCCCGGGGAGCGGCCAUCCCGCCCACCGGCGGGCGGGAUACUUAAAACUGCGCGGGAGCUGCUGGGAACCCCCUGGGCUCCCGCUCCGAAAAGCCAUGUCCGCCCCCGCCAAGCGGCACUGCCAGAGCCCGGCCGGCUCCCUCGACUCCAGCUUCCAGAAGCGCCUCAGGAAAGUUUCCAUCGAGGGGAACAUCGCUGCAGGGAAGUCAACGUUUGUGAGCCUGCUGGAGAAGCACAGCGAUGAGUGGGAGAUCAUUCCCGAGCCCAUCGCCAAGUGGUGCAAUGUCCAGACAACCGAGGAUGAGUAUCAGGAACUUUCAACGUCUCAGAAGAGCGGAGGAAAUCUGCUUCAAAUGCUGUAUGACAAACCCACAAGAUGGGCUUACACCUUUCAGACUUAUGCUUGCUUGAGCCGAGUAAGAGCACAGUUAAAACCAGUCUCAGCAAAGCUACAGGAAGCAGAACAUCCAGUGCAAUUUUUUGAGAGAUCUGUGUACAGUGACAGAUAUGUAUUUGCUUCUAACUUGUUUGAGUCUGGGAACAUUAAUGAAACAGAGUGGUCUAUCUAUCAGGACUGGCACACAUGGCUCUUGAAUCAGUUUCAAUCAGAUAUAGAACUGGAUGGCAUGAUCUACCUCAGAACCACACCCCAGAAAUGCAUGGAAAGGCUACAGAUGAGGGGAAGAGAAGAGGAACAAGGAAUUGAGCUUGAGUAUUUGGAAAACCUCCACUAUAAACACGAAACCUGGCUCCAUGAAAGGACUAUGAGAGUUGAUUUUGAGAACCUUAAAGAGAUUCCUAUUCUAGUUUUGGAUGUUAAUGAAGAUUUUAAAAAUGAUGAGAUUAAACAGGAGUACCUGAUCGAUAAGGUCAAGUCUUUCCUGACUUCUUAAGAAGAUGAAAAUUAAUUCAAACAAGUCCCUGAAGUUCCAGAUUUAGACUUAACAAUCAGUGUGUUCAAGAAUUAACUUUAACCAAAUGAAUUACCUGUAUAGCUUAUUUUAAAGCAAGACCAAAACAUAAAAUGUCAUUUGGGUUUUUUUCCCUUGUCUGACUUGCGUGAGUUUGAUAGUUUUCUGUAUAGCUAAAACGAACAAAUAUGGGGCGCUUCGAUAAUGUUUUUCCUGUGUAUUCUCCACUGUUUAAUAAAGAUCUAAAAGUC